This is a messenger RNA of Uncinocarpus reesii 1704, 5460 nucleotides long. RefSeq lists its product as uncharacterized. Gene Ontology annotation, cellular component: cytoplasm. Gene Ontology annotation, biological process: amino acid activation for nonribosomal peptide biosynthetic process; secondary metabolite biosynthetic process. Gene Ontology annotation, molecular function: catalytic activity; phosphopantetheine binding. The transcript is spliced from 5 exons. The coding region runs from base 1 to 5460 and encodes 1819 amino acids. NCBI's taxonomy places the organism in Eukaryota, Fungi, Ascomycota, Eurotiomycetes, Onygenales, Onygenaceae. The record is from RefSeq and is a predicted model, not a curated record.
AUGGAUUUUCCAUUCGAAGAAACUGGGGAUUCGAGAAAGCGGAAACGAGAGAUUGAGUCGACUUCGAACGCAGGCAGCAAGGAAUCGAGGUUGAAAACGCAGGCGUCCGACCUCGAAUCAUGCAUUUUCCCCCGAGUAAGAGCAAGUCCGGCGCCUCAAAAACUGCAUCAGACCGUGUACCGACUCGAGGUAGAAUGUCAUGAUAUAAUUUCGGCAGAGGCUGUAUCACGGCAUUUGAUGACUGCUUGGUCGAUACUGCUGGCAAAGUAUACAGGCGCUAAUAAAAUUCGUUUCGGCGUCCUUCCUGAAAGUGGAACAAAUCAAUAUGAGGCAGCUUUUGAAGAAUGGUGUGCUUCCUGGGAACCAGAGAACAGCACCGCAGAUGGCGUUGAUCUCACAAAUGUUUGUGAAUGGAGUUUCAAUAACUUCAAAUACCGUGGACGCUUUAACAGCUGCAUUGCACAACAGCCCAAAUCGUGUUGGUUUGAUGCCUGGACUAAACUGCCGGAUCAUCCUAUUGAAUUAGUCCUUCUGGUAGAAAUGACUGGAAGGCCGCACAUAGAGUUGUAUAGUCGCUCGUUGCUCUUGGACGAAGGGUUCUUAGCACUGUUAAGCGCAGUACUUAGACAUGUUCUUUUGGACCUGACAUCGGACCGUCCAUUGCAACGCCUCAACAUGAUUCCCGACGAGCACCGCAAACAGAUCUCUGAUUGGAAUGAAUCAGUUCCAAAGGAGCCCCUAGCUGAGUGUAUCCAUCAGUUGAUCCGAAAACAAUGCGACCAGCACCCAGAUUCGCAGGCCGUAUGCGCCUGGGAUGGGAAUAUCACAUAUUUCGAGCUGGAAAGCCUUUCGUCCAAUGUCACCAAAGCACUGCACCGCCAUGAUAUUGGUCCAGAGACCGUCGUACCAAUCCUUUUUGAAAAAAGCAAAUGGACUGUAGUUGCUAUAUUAGGAACAUUGAAGGCUGGAGCCGCGUUUGUUCUUCUCGAUCCGACGCAUCCCCUCGAACGACUUCAAGGAAUUUGCCGAGAUGUUAGAGCCAAUGUCAUUCUCACAUCUGAAGUACAUCAGGACACCAGUUCCAAACUUGCAACGACCGUUAUAAUGGUCCCCGGUCUCUCGAUCCCAGCGCAUACUGAAGACAUAAUACCACUUAAUGGCAAUCGCGGCAAAUGUAUGGUGAACUCGAGUAACGUGGCAUAUGUUUCUUACACAUCGGGAUCGACAGGAAAGCCGAAAGGGAUCGUCAUUGAGCAUGCUUCUGUAUGCACAAAUGCCAUGGCGAGUUCCGAAGCUCAAAACCUCAAUGGCUCAUCACGAGUGUUGCAAUUCGCAUCCUAUGCAUUCGACGUGAGCAUCCACGAAAUUCUCAUUCCUCUCAUUCUUGGAGGCUGUGUCUGUAUACCGUCAGAAAUGCAACGAGUUAAUAACCUUCAAGAGGCAAUAAUCAGUUUACGCGUGAACUGGAUGGAACUAACCCCUUCCGUUGCUCGCAUAUUGAACCCGGACGAGAUACCAGCUGUGAAGACGCUGGUGGUUGGAGGUGAAUCGAUGCCGCUUGUAGAGCUGACUCGCUGGGCAAGCCGUGUGAGGCUAAUUGUCGCCUACGGCCCCGCGGAAUGCACUAUAGUGUCUACAGUCCAAACUCGGGUAGGUCCAGAUUGUGACCCAUCGAAUAUCGGGAGGGGCUAUGGAGGAACAACUUGGGUGGUGGAUUCGGAAGAUCAUGAUUCAUUAGUACCGAUCGGGACUGUUGGCGAACUUGUGAUAGGAGGCCCCAUUGUAGCAAGGGAAUAUUUGGGCUUGCCGCAACAAACAAAAGCAGCCUUUGUGACAAACCCUCCCUGGGCGACAGGCUCCAAAUUCUAUAAAACGGGGGAUUUGGACACACAAGUCAAGCUUCGAGGACAACGAAUUGAGUUAGGGGAGAUUGAGCACCACGCCGGAGACCUGUUCCAGGGAGCGGCGAUUGCCGUUGAGAUGGGAAAACUCCAUAAAGGACAGUCGGUUUUGGUAUUGUUCGUUGAAUGGGCACAUCCCAAAGGCGACGCCGGACGAGAAAAUGAUGAUCGCGGCUUGCUGUUUCGCAAGCCAGAUCAACUAUUCAGCAUGAGAGCCCAUAAGGCCAAAACAGCGCUAACGGAUAUGCUCCCCCGCUAUAUGGUACCGGAUCUGAUCGUUCCCUUGUCGGCCAUGCCGCUAUCCCAGACAGCGAAGGUUGAUCGAAAAGCAUUACGGGGUAUCAUAUCACAGCUGUCCAAGAGUGACUUGAACAUCUAUCGGUUCAGCAGCAAGCAUUUUGGUCGUCAAGAUGAAACGAACCAUCACAACGGCCCGUUGGAGGAUGAAUUUGUGAAGGCCAUUGCUCGGACACUAUCCCUUGAUCCACGGGAUAUUAUGGACGAUGAUGAUUUCUUCCAUUUAGGAGGGGAUUCGAUUUCAGCCAUCAUGCUAGCCGCGGAGACUAAAAAGCACCUGGGGUUAAAUUUGACGGUAACUGACAUAUUUCAAUACUCUACCAUCUCCGAGCUGCGUAAGCAAGCGAGAAAACAACACGGGCCAUCGUCAUUGGUGAGCUUACCCGGCUCUGUACUUCCAUUCUCUAUGUUGGGGGCUUCAGAUAUCGAGACGUUCAAGAAAAUUGCGGUUGAGCAGUGCGGGAUUCUCCCUUCCCAGAUCGAGGAUAUUUAUCCAUGCUCCCCUCUGCAGGAACGGUUUAUGGCUAGGACCGCUCGUCAACCCGGGGCCUUUCAAGCCCGCUUCGCUUUCCGCAUGUCUCCGACCAUUGAUUGGAAUCGACUGCGACGUGCAUGGAAUAUAGCUGCAGAUGCUUAUCCAAUCUUGCGUACCCGAAUUAUCAAUGCCGCACAUUUGCAAUUAUCGUAUAGCGCUUUCCAAGUUGUGGUUCGCGGCUGGAACAUAGAAUGGCUCGAGACAUACUCGAAUACCCGCCAAAUUGAUGGCAAGUGGGAGAAAAAUAUGCUCUUUGGCACUCCCCUGAUUUAUUUAAUCGCGUGUCGUGACAGCUCUCGGCCAGGACUGACCCUGGUAAUGCAUCAUUCGCUAUUUGAUUGGUGGUCAUAUAACAAAAUUCUCGAUGCUGUUCAAGUGGCAUACGAAGGGCAAAGACUGGAUCCAGGCCACUUCUCACCAUUUAUCAAGUACAUCCACGAGCAGAAUAAAUCAAACGCGAAAGAAUUUUGGAAACGCGAGUUCCACGGCCUUAAGGCAGUGCCUUCGUUUUCCCACAGUUUCGCGGGUUCUUCUUCUCAUACGGUCAAGUGGACACAUAAAGAUUUUCCUCUCCGUCUCUGCAACCAGAGAGGAGCCACGAUAUCAGCGAUGAUUCGUUUGGCAUGGGCGAUGGUAGUAUCUCAGCACACAGGCCUUUUGGACGUGGAUCACAACACAGCAUUGAUUCCCUUCGAACAAACCGGGAUCCAGGAGAUCCAGCAGGCAAGCCCCGAGGCAGCAAUGGCUUGCGAGUUCCAAAGCCUUCUUGUUCAAGUGCAAUCCAUGCUGCAAUCCAUGGGGCAUCUGCUCGGCCUCAUUGCUGAUAGCCCCCAUGAGAAAACUGGAAGUAUCCUUGGGGAACGACGUAGAUCUAUGGGAAAGCGUAGUGUAUUUCAGGAGAACAAGCUACUUGCAUCAGUUGAGAGUGCAGCCAGAGGAUACCUUGGGACUAAUACUCAGGUCGCCGCCGAGUGGAUAAUCCCCAAAUCUUCACGAACUUCAAAAUUGGCGUUGUUUAUCGGUGUUAAUAAUUCGGGUGUUGCAUCCCAGGGUUCAUUGAUCUUGACGAGACUAGGCGAAAACACACGAAACCGGCUAUCACAGCUGAUGCUUUAUCUACGAGCUCAUUUACCUCGUAGCUCAGUCCCCUCGUGCUGCAUCCCCGUCCAGCUUCAGUACGAACCACCAAAAUCAUGUCUUCUGGGGGAACUUGCUCGGUUGCGGGAAGCCGCGUCCAAGACGACAUUGGUCACACUGAGAUCGUGGGAAAACGCCAAAGAAGGCCACUAUUGUCGGACCCCAUCACCUGUCGAGUCAAAGUUGACCAGCGUGCUGGCAUCAGUCCUGCGCUUGGAGUCGGAUGACAUUGAUGCCGAUGACGAUUUUGUGUCUCUAGGAUGCGAUUCCCUCGUCGCCAUGCAAUUUGCAGCAAGAUGCAAUCGAGACGGUUUGAUGGUGACUAUCUCUGAUAUUUUUGAAGCGAAAUCCGUUACACGACUUGCGUUGAAGCUCGGCAAUACGCCGCCAACUUUUCCAUCGGUGUCAAAUGACUUCUCGUUAGUGCGAUCAGUAUAUAAAGAUCUCCAGCGCGACGCGAAAGGGAUUGAGAAAGUAUCAAAGAUCGCGCGAAUUGUCGAUGCUUUUCCAUGCACUUCACCUCAUUUAGGAUUGCUGCCGCACGAUACCAGUCUCCAAGCACACACAAUUUGGGAAGUGUCGGCCUCUGGGGAUGUAAUCGACCCUUUUCGGCUUGCUGAAGCAUGGAAUAAACUUGCGGAUCGUCAUGCGGCCCUCAGGACUGUACUCCUUCAGAGCCGUUUUAAUCCUCCUCGAAUGUUUCAAAUAGUGCUGGCCUCUUCCCCCGUCGAGGUAGAGGUCGUAACAGAUGUGGAAGAUCAGAACAUCUGGCCAGUUGUUCGGAAACCUUUUUUGUCCAGUUCUGACAGAGAUGAAUUGCCAUGUAAAUUUACCAUCUAUCGAACGAGUACGGGACGCAUCCUUUGCAAGCUUGAGGGUCGACAUGCAUUUUUGGAUGCUACGUCUGUAUUGAUUAUUCUCCAGGAACUCGCGUCAGCCUACAAUGGUAUCGUCUCAUCUUCGGAGGUUUCUUACCUGUCAUGGGUUUCCUAUUUGCGUCAAUGGGCCAAGGAUAGCUCCCAUUUACACUUCUGGAAGUCUUACCUUGCUGGCAUCAAGCCUUGCAUUCUCACUACUCAUCCGCAGGAGAGUAAAAAGAAUGGCAUCAACAGCAGCCAGCCGCACCAAAAAGUACUGCAGUCACAUUCCGCGACCCUCAUGCAGACGGACGUACUGCGCAGACACUGCGAAAAAUUCAGGUUCAGCAUAACCAACUUCUUUCAAGUGGCAUGGGGACUCGUACUUGGAAAAUAUACGGGCCUAGGUGAUGUCUGCUUCGGGACCUUAGUCUCUGGUCGAGACGCUCCAGUUCCUCACAUCAAUGACAUCGUCGGGCCGCUUUUUAAUGUUCUCGUAUGUCGCCUGUCAAUGCCCGAACACAAGAGCUGCCAUUGGCUUCUCAAAAGAAACGAGGCGGCUAUUCGAGAUAGAUUAUUACAUCAGUAUUGCUCCCUAAAAGAUGUGACACGGGCAUCUUGGGAUUCAGACACUCCACUUUUCAACACGUCUUUGUCGGUCGAGCAACCUUUGUCAAGUGAAGCGGGAAUUUGCUUCAAGGAGCUUGAAACACAUGAAGAAACAGAGGUAUAA